Molecule: messenger RNA, 659 nt
Organism: Raphanus sativus (radish)
Lineage: Eukaryota; Viridiplantae; Streptophyta; Magnoliopsida; Brassicales; Brassicaceae
Product: basic leucine zipper 4
Exons: 1
Coding region: 83-532 (149 amino acids)
Biological process (GO): positive regulation of DNA-templated transcription
Cellular component (GO): nucleus
Molecular function (GO): transcription cis-regulatory region binding; DNA-binding transcription factor activity
Source: RefSeq, a predicted model, not a curated record
UUCAUUCUUCUCAUCUCACAUAACCAAUCAUACCAAUAACCGGUUUAGUACUAUACCAGAUAUAUAUUUUCUACUAAAAGCAAUGUUUUCAACCAGUUUAGAGUCGGUUCAUAUCUGUUUUGAUGAUGCUACCAUAACCGGAGAUGAAAUCACAGAAAUUUUGGCAUUUCUUCAAUCAGAUACGUCGGACAAUCCGAGCGGCUCAAACGAGUUGGUAGCACCGGUCGAUGAGAGGAAGAGAAAGCGCACGAUAUCAAACCGGGAAUCAGCAAAGAGAUCAAGGUUGAGAAAGAAGAGACGUUUUGAGGACUUAACCGAAGAGGUAGACCAGCUGAAGCUUAAGAACCAGGAGCUUGUCAACCAGCUGGCUGAUGUGUUGAGUUGUGGUAAUGCCAUAUCACAGGAGAAUAACCGAUUGAAAACUGAAUCGGUUUGCCUUGAGAUCAGGCUUCUAGAGUUGUACCGGUUUUUAGUGGCCAUGCAAUCGCCAAUCUCAACGAGGUUAAAUUACAUUGCAAAGCUUCUGAUUUAAGUUAGAAACAAAAACAAAACUGAGAUUGAGCAUUUGUAAAGAGGUUAAAUGAUUAUAUUAAGUUUUACGUUUCGGCCAAAAGAUAUGCAUAUGUAUAUGUGAAUGUUUAUGUGUAAUCUAUAUGUGA